UGAAGAUUGAGCUGAGCUGAGAGAGGAAGGAGAAGGAGCAAAAAAGAGGAAAAGGGAGAAGAAAAGAGCAUGCAAGCUACUAAAGUGACUUUAAGCUGUGACUUGGGCAUUGUCAGACCCUCUGAGCUGUGCCCCUCGCCCUCGGGCCUCCUGGAAUAGCCCCAACGGCUUGACCGGGUUUCAAGAGUGCAGGCAUCGUCUCUGAGGUUCAUUGUCAUAUAAGAUGUCAGACUCUGUGGAUUACAAAGAUAACACCAUCAUCCAAGAAGCCAUGGACUCAAGAUUAACCUGUGGGAUCUGUAGAGGGCGCUACAACGAUCCUCGUCUCCUGCCAUGUCUUCACACGUAUUGCAUGUCUUGUCUCCAAGGUCUCGAGUCUCACGUCCUCUUCUAUCGGGAUGAUGGUAGCGAUACCAGUUCUUUGAGUAGUAUGCUGAGCCACUUGGGCAAUAAAGCGUCUGCCAUCAUGUGUCCCGCAUGUGGUACCGAGGUGGAGUUGUCCAAAGGAGGUCUAGGAGUGUUUCCGGUCGAUUUCAUGGCUCAGAGGAUCCUGGUCCUCGACUCGCUGAACCCGAACUCAAGCAACCUCAUCUGCGACCUUUGCACGGAUAACUCCAAGGCCAUUUCACGCUGUGUGGAAUGCAUGGUGAACGUGUGUGGUUUCUGUGUGCAGGCCCACAAGAGACAACGCAAGACGGCCGGCCACGGCGUGAUCAGCCUCCACGAAGCUCAGCGUCAAGGGACGACCCAAAUCCACUGCCCUGUCCAUUGCCCGAAGCAUACCCAGGAGGAGCUGAAGUUCUUCUGCGAGACGUGUGACCAGCCGGUCUGCCGGGAGUGCUGUCUGGUGGAGCAUAGAGAGCAUCUGGUGGAGUAUACUGAGGACGUUGCAGAGCACCAUGCAAGGGUCAUCGCCAACCUGAUCUCUCGUCUCCAACCGCACAUGCAAGCCAUCAUGGCGGGCAAGGCUGCAUCGGAACACCUUGAAUGCAUGAUCAAGGAGCGCGGAGAGCAGGUCAAGUGCGAGGUGAAUCACUACUUUGACAACUUCAUCCAGGCUCUGCAGUCACAUCGGCAGUCUCUGGUGACUCAGAUCGGGCAGGUCUGCGACACAAGGUCCAAGUCCCUGCAGUCGCAGCGAAUACAGCUCCAGCAGAUCCUCACCGACAUGGAGCACAGUAGCCGAUUAGCAUCCCAAGCACUGGCUGACAGCAACAACAAAGAGCUCAUGUCCAUUAAACCACUGAUCUCUCAAAGGCUGUGCCACCUGAAUCGCAUCUCCUACCAGAGCACACCCAAGGGAGAUUCAACUCUCCAGUUUAAACCCAAGAUUGUGUCUAAGAAAGUGGUGAAUGGAAUGCAGGUUCCUGGCAUUGUGGACACCAAGAUAGCUGACUGUAACAAGAGCAUUGCUAAGGGAGACGGUCUUCAUAGAGCCAAUCUAGGCCAACUAACCACCAUCACCGUUUCUCUCCAAGAUGCGAUGGAGCAGGCCUAUCAUCAUGGAGCGGAUGAAAUCAUGGCUGAACUUCUUGCCAUAGAGGGCAGGACAAGAGCAUAUCCAUGCAAGGUGGCCGAGAACGCCGAUGGGAGUUACGGAGUGAGUUACACACCCAAGCAGCUAGGAGCCCAUUCGCUUCAAAUCCUUGUCAAUGGCCAUCACAUCAGGGGGAGUCCCUAUAGCGUGUCGGUGAAGGUUGGAUGGCAGGAGCACACUGGUAUAUGGCAUUGCUGUACAUUCUGUUCCAGUGAGGGCAACAAGCAAGCUACCUGUGCAUGUGGGGCCAUCAUGCCUGGUGGCUUCAAGGGUUGUGGUCACAGUCACCAAGGCCAUCCGGGGAAGUGGCACUGGUCGUGCUGCGCCGUCAACGCGAGAGAUGCCGAAUGCACUGCUCGUCGUACCGCCCUGAGCAACAACAACACUCUCGCUGCGCUACGUAGCAGAAUUCCCAGCACCAGCUCUGGAUCUACCGACCACUCAUCCAGAUCGGGAGAUGGAGGGCCUGUUAAGUUUAUUGAGAAACCCACAUUGGACAAAAGAGUGGUCUCUAAAAGUAAAGUCAAGACUGUGUCUUUAUAGGUACAUGUAUGUGUGGAUCUAAUUAAGGGUCAGUUGCCUUCUUGGGGUACUGAUGUUGGAAAGAAACUUAGAGUUGAUUACAUUCAUGUAGAGGUUUCAGAAUUUAUUUGAGUAUAUUGAGAAACCCAUGUUGGACAAGAGAGUCUCCAAAAGUAAAGUCAAGACGAUGUCUUUGUAGGUGUGUAUAGAACUGAUCAAAGAACACUUGCCUUCUUUGGGUACCGAUGUUGGAUAGAAACUCGAGAGUUAAUUGCAUCCAUGUAGAGGUUUCAGAAUUUAGCAUCGUACAUUUGCGUUCAGGAGAAAAGAUCGUUUGGCAGAAAGAUUUCUGAAAAGAUGAUUAGUACUACAAAAUUGGAGAAUAGCGUUGAAGAGAGCCAUAUCUUAAGCUUUUUGACUUGCACUCAUCAGAGUAAAACGCAAGAAUGAAACAGAAAGCCGAAAUCGAUCAAUAUAAACAGAUACUAAAAGGAACAAGGCACGAAUAUAACAAGCGCUGAUUUCUGUUACUUAAAUGUCUUUUCAGAAAUAUCGUAUUCUGUUACAUCAUCUUGUGCUUUGAGAAAGCAAACAUAAAGGGUACCUGUGUUGAAACAGCAGAGAGGCUUCAAAAUACGAUUGUAUUGAUUAAGGAUGAAAAACUUUCAAAGUUUUUUGUUCAAAAGAAUGAUUAUUUAAGAUGUGGUAUGAAUUUUCAGCACACGAAGCAGUGUAUUUAUUAUGUCUUUCUACGCAUUCUGUAGAUAAUCAGGCCCAACUAUCAUAUUAGUGAGAGAGGGGGCUGUUUAUGUUCAUGCUGAAGAGACUCGUUUUCUUUUGAUUUGGUUCACUUUUCUUUUUUCUUUUUACAUUUAUAGCAAAUUAUUUGCAGGCACUUGAAAGACCGAUCACUCUCUUAAAAAGAGCAAGACAACUCUGAUUAUUUAUGAUUUUAAAAAAUUAAAAAAUUAAAAGUAUGAUGAAUAUGAGAAAUGGUAGGUGUUGUGCAGUAUGUGUUGUAAUGUUACGUUUGAAUAUAUUUGGGAAAGGAAAGAAGUAACGGGAUGUAAUAGGGACUAAAACCAAUAAAAAAUACUUUUUCGUCCUUGAUUUGAUGAUUCUUGCAAAAUUGCUGUUUUAUUUCACUUGAAAAAUUCACAUGAACUAUGCAA
This is a messenger RNA of Strongylocentrotus purpuratus (purple sea urchin), 3231 nucleotides long. Its product is annotated as tripartite motif-containing protein 45-like. Gene Ontology annotation, cellular component: chromatin; nucleoplasm. The coding region runs from base 224 to 2080 and encodes 618 amino acids. The transcript has 6 exons. Gene Ontology annotation, biological process: positive regulation of DNA-templated transcription. The record is from RefSeq and is a predicted model, not a curated record. Lineage: Eukaryota; Metazoa; Echinodermata; Echinoidea; Camarodonta; Strongylocentrotidae. Gene Ontology annotation, molecular function: protein binding; zinc ion binding; ubiquitin-protein transferase activity.